UGAAGAAGAAGGUGCCUGCACAUUUCAGUAGAUCAAACGCUGUGCCCGCAGUUGGUUUCAUUUUGUUCCGCUUGAGAGGGUACCCAGAACGAAGAAGUCUGAAUCGCAUCCGUUGAAGAAUGGACAUGAUUCAACAUCUGUUAUUAUGGGCUGUGUUGGUGGUUUGCUGUUUAGCUGAGCGGCAGUACUUCCUCCAGUCGAACUCAUCCACCUGGGAACAGGCCAGACUCCACUGCCAGGUGUGCUAUAAAGAGCUGGUGAGCCUCACCCCUGACAACAACCUGCAACUCGUCCAGAACCUAAACUCUAGUUACUGGAUCGGCCUCCGCAAGACUAUCCGCAAUGACUCCUACCCCUGGUCCAGCUGGUCCAACGGAGACCCCCUCACCUUCCAGAACUGGUACCCUGGCCACCCCGUACUCUCCAAGCCCAACGACCAUGUGAUGAAAGUUAAUUACGGCUCCAGCCUCCCCAAUGAAUGUGGGUGUUCCUGCACCAAUGAGAACAAGCCUACCAAUGUUACCCCGGCACCUACUGCUGCCGGUAGCUACAAUGAUACUGGUUACGGUAAUGAUACAGAUGACCCUUUCCCAGAGGAUGAAAACAUGACAACGUUAUCAAUGAUGGAAGCCAUGGCAAAGAUGAAAGUAAGAGAGACAGCUGAGAGGACAACAAUGGCAACAGAGGUGACAACGAUGACAUCUGAAAUGACUACGGGACCAACGUUCUUUACAGGAGUUACUGGUGGCAUCAGUGGGACGAAUGAGACGGACACAGAUGAGAACCAGUGCAUAGCCCUAUACAGUUUUGGACUUUGGUUUGAUCAAAUCUGCUCAAAGCCUACCCCCUAUAUCUGCUAUGAAGACCGUUUCUACGGGAACGCCACCAUGACCAACAAGACCCUACACAGCGGGACUCUGCACUGGACCCGCGGGCCUGGUGACAUCAGCGACUACAGGGUGGAGGUCAACUCCUCUGACUACAACCUGACCCUAAACCACAGCAACUUGAACCGGACUUACUUGACCUACGACCUUUCCAACCUCACCGCCGGCACCCAGUACAAAGUCCAGGUGUUCCCCAUUAAGUGUGGAAGGGACCUCAACCCACAGAACGUCUCCUUCUACACCAAGCCUGAUGUGAUCAAAUACCUCGACGUCACCAAGGUCUCAGAAACCAACAUCGCCCUGUCCUGGUCCGCUCCUGAGGGCAACCGUGACUUCUACUACAUCCAGGUGAGGGGUCAACCUCAUCUGAAAAUGACCACACACACAGAGAGCGCUGUGGUGAAAGGCCUGAUACCGGGGGGGUACUACACAUUUGAUGUCAACGCCAAAGUGGAGGACGAGUCCAUCGAGGGAGACCCACUGAACAUCUCCUCCUACACCAAGCCAGGAAAGGUGUCAAAUUUAAACGUGUCUGAUCCUACUGCUGACUCUGUCCACCUCCAAUGGGAGCAACCCGCAGGGAAUAUCUCUGGGUUUAGAGUGGACGUCUUGCAUGAAGAAAACGUCAAUAACAAGACGCUGAAAUACAUAGACCUGAACAAUACAAGUCUACGGGUCACGGAACUGCCGGCAGGCGCCAAGCUCUGGCUGAGCGUGGUAGCACUGGUGCCCGACGCAUUUGUGAAAGGAGAGCCCAGCACCGUGAUUGCCUUCACCAGUCCAGGUGGCAUUACUGACUUAGAGUUGGUCCCUGCUACGUACACCAUCAAUGUGACCUGGACAGCUCCCACGGGCAACUACGAGACUUUCAGCGUUCAGCUCAAUCUAACCGCCUUGGAACAGGAAGUUGAAAAAAAGGAGCAAAACGCCAGUCCUCUCUCCUUCACGGGACUGAAGGCAGGAGCCGAAUAUACAGUGACAGUCACCACUCUGAAUGGGUAUCUCAAGAGCCAACCAAGUAGCACAACAGUUUUCACUUUUCCUGUCCACCCGGAACCAGCCAAAAUCGACUCCUUCAGUGAGAGUCAUGUCACCCUGUCAUGGGGAGCCCCCAAGGCAUCCCAAGGCGUAGAACUGACGUACCUGGUCAAAUACACCACUGAAUUCUGGAAUUUGACAAAGAAUGUCAUUGUGAAAAAUGCCACCACCUAUAUAUUUCAUGGGUUGCAUGCUGGGACCAACUACGACUUCGAAGUACGAGUGAAGGCGGGAACCCAGGAAAGCAGUCCGGUCACAGUAUCACAGAUGACAAUUGCUAAGAAGAGGGUUCUGACUAUUACCAUGAAGUGUUCCUCCAUCGUACCCCUCCACUGUGAGGACAUCCGCACACAGACAGAGGUCCUGUCAAAGUUGCAGGAGCAUUUCCGCAAGGAGUUCUACAAGAAGAUAGAUAUUGUGUUCUGGGAACUGGACUGGAGAGAGGCAUAAUAUCUCACACAAGCUUGACCAAAUACUCCUACUUUAAUACACAUUUAAGUGAAUUUGCCGCAACACUUUCGGUCCCCUAAAAUGGUGGUACUAUAUACAAAAAGCGCUGUAAUUUCUGCACGGUUCACCCGAUAUAAAUGAAAAUACACUCAAAUUAAAGAGUACAGAGUACAUAUCUACUUUAA
This is a messenger RNA of Oncorhynchus kisutch (coho salmon), 2560 nucleotides long. Its product is annotated as receptor-type tyrosine-protein phosphatase eta-like. NCBI's taxonomy places the organism in Eukaryota, Metazoa, Chordata, Actinopteri, Salmoniformes, Salmonidae. Gene Ontology annotation, molecular function: protein binding. Bases 120 to 2375 code for a protein of 751 amino acids. The transcript has 12 exons. The record is from RefSeq and is a predicted model, not a curated record.